GAGGUAGAGGUCUGUGAAGUGCUCCGGUUGGCGUCGCCAUGCAGAAGAUCAAGUCGCUUAUGACCCGACAGGGUCUCAAAAGUCCUCAGGGAGAUAUUCAUGAUUUGAGCCCGCUUGAGAACUUCAGAAUUCCUAGCAAGGAGGAACUUAGAGAGCUUCGGGAACAACCAACUGAUCCUCAGGCACAGCAAGAAAUAAUUAACAGCAUUGAAGACGUCUAUUUUUCCAACGAUUCCUUUGAUGUUGUUAAGUACGAGUUGGAGAAGCUGCCCCCCGUGUUUAGUCUGCAAGAACUGGAAGAGUACAGAGACAAAUUAAAGCAGCAACAAGCAGCUGUCUCCAAAAAGGUAGCUGACUUGAUACUUGAAAAACAGCCUGCUUAUGUGAAGGAACUUGAACGAGUGACAUCGUUACAAACUGGCCUUCAGUUAGCUGCAGUCAUUUGCACAAAUGGAAGACGGCAUCUGAAUAUUGCAAAGGAAGGUUUUACUCAAGCCAGCCUGGGCCUUCUCACAAACCAACGAAAGCGUCAGUUGCUGAUGGGGCUGCUCAAGUCUCUGAGAACAAUAAAAACUCUGCAACAGACUGAUGUACGCUUAAGUGAGAUGCUGGAGGAGGAGGAUUAUCCAGGGGCUAUACAAUUGUGCCUCGAAUGCCAGAAAGCAGCCAGCACAUUCAAACACUACAGUUGCAUAAGUGAAUUGAAUUCAAAACUGCAAGACACUUUGGAGCAAAUUGAGGAGCAGUUAGAUGUUGCGCUUUCCAAAAUCUGCAAGAACUUUGAUAUCAACCAUUAUACCAAGGUUCAGCAAGCUUACAGACUGCUGGGAAAAACACAGACAGCGAUGGACCAACUACAUAUGCAUUUUACUCAGGCCAUACACAACACAGUAUUCCAAGUGGUUCUUGGGUAUGUAGAGCUGUGUGCUGGAAACACGGACACCAAAUUCCAGAAGCUUCAGUACAAGGACCUCUGCACACACAUUACAUCAGACAGCUACAUUCCUUGCCUUGCUGACCUCUGCAAAGCUCUGUGGGAGGUCAUGCUUAGUUACUAUCGCACCAUGGAGUGGCACGAGAAAUGUGAUUGUGAUGCGUCUGCUUCACCUUCUGAUGGAAACAAUACGAUGGGUGGUGAAGAGACCAAUUUUGACCGCAGCUAUGUGAAAAAGAAAUUGGAACAUGGACUUUCACGAAUAUGGCAGGAUGUUCAGCUGAAAGUGAAGACCUAUUUGCUGGGGACUGACAUGUCUAACUUCAAAUAUGAUGAUUUCAUCUUUGUUCUGGAUAUUAUCAGCAGACUGAUGCAAGUUGGAGAAGAAUUCUGUGGCAGCAAGUCAGAAGUUUUGCAAGAAUCAGUUAGAAAACAAAGUGUUAAUUAUUUCAAGAACUAUCACAGAACGCGCCUCGAAGAGCUACGAAUGUUCUUAGAGAAUGAAACAUGGGAGCUUUGCCCUGUUAAAUCAAGCUUCAGCAUACUUCAACUGCAUGAAUUUAAGUUCAUGGCCCAGUCACGUUCUCCUUCUGUCUCACCGAGCAAGCAGCCUGCUUCAGAAAUAGAAAGAACCGUAACGCUGUUUGAGCAGUACUGUAAUGGAGGAAACCCGUUUGAAAUCCCAGCCGACAACAAGGAUGAUGAGACUGAAGAUGUCCUGGCUUCUAACGGGUAUGAGUCGGACGAGCAGGAAAAGAGUGCCUAUCAAGAGUAUGACAGCGACAGUGACGUUCCUGAAGAACUGAAAAGAGACUAUGUCGAUGAACAGACUGGAGAUGCCCCAGUGAAAAGUGUUUCCCGAGAAACCCUGAGGAUCAAGAAGCGAUCAGAUUAUUGCCUCAGCAAGGUGAAUGCACCCAUUUUAACCAACACUACACUUAAUGUUAUAAGACUUGUUGGCAAAUACAUGCAGAUGAUGAACAUCUUAAAGCCUAUUGCCUUUGACGUGAUCCACUUCAUGUCCCAGCUUUUUGACUACUACUUGUACGCAAUAUAUACAUUUUUUGGCCGAAAUGACGCAUUUGAAUCGACAGGACUGGGACUCAGCAGUAGCAGACUUCGUACCACGCUGAACAGAAUACAGGAGAGUCUCAUCGAUGUGGAGAUGUCCUCUGAUGCCACUGGAACUCUUCCUGGUGCUGAAGAAAGAAAGGAGAAAGUUCCAAGCCCACAUCUCAGUCAACUCGUCAUUCUAACAUCUGGCAGCACGCUGUAUGGCUUGGCAGAGAGAGUGGUGGCCACAGAAUCCUUAGUAUUUUUAGCCGAGCAGUUUGAGUUCCUUCAGCCUCAUCUAGAUACUGUAAUGCCUCCGGCCAAGAAACCUUUUCUUCAGCAGUUCUACUCUCAGACGGUAUCGACCGCCAGUGAGUUGCGUAAACCUAUUUACUGGAUUGUAGCCGCUAAAGCAAUUGAUUAUGAACAGAUGCUGCUCCUUAUGGCCAACGUGAAAUGGGAUGUGAAGGAAAUCAUGUCCCAGCACAAUAUUUAUGUCGAUUCGCUUUUAAAGGAAUUUGAACUGUUCAACAGGAGGCUGAAUGAAGUAUCUAGAAGAGUCCGUAUUCCCUUGCCGGUGUCAAAUAUUCUUUGGGAGCACUGUAUACGACUAGCCAAUCGAACUCUCGUAGAAGGUUAUGCUAAUGUCAAGAAGUGCAGCAACGAGGGCCGUGCCUUGAUGCAGCUGGACUUCCAGCAAUUUUUAAUGAAACUGGAAAAGCUCACGGAUAUUAGACCCAUUCCAGAUAAGGAAUUUGUUGAGACCUAUAUCAAGGCUUAUUAUCUGACUGAAAAUGACAUGGAACGCUGGAUCAAGGAGCACAGGGAAUAUUCUACCAAGCAAUUGAACAAUUUGGUGAAUGUUUGCCUGGGAUCGCACAUCAACAAGAAAGCAAGACAGAAACUAUUAGCAGCUAUUGAUGACAUAGAUAGGCCUAAAAGAUAAUCGGAGCAAGUUUCUGGUCUCGUGGUUAUUUUGGCCAGCUCUUAAUGUGAAUGGACUACUGAUGGUUAAAUGAAAACGUGCACAUCCCUUUCCUGUUGGCUUU
Messenger RNA from Euleptes europaea (tarantolino), 3036 nucleotides. RefSeq names its product VPS50 subunit of EARP/GARPII complex (gene VPS50). NCBI's taxonomy places the organism in Eukaryota, Metazoa, Chordata, Lepidosauria, Squamata, Sphaerodactylidae. The record is from RefSeq and is a predicted model, not a curated record. Bases 39 to 2933 code for a protein of 964 amino acids. Gene Ontology annotation, cellular component: EARP complex. Gene Ontology annotation, molecular function: SNARE binding. Gene Ontology annotation, biological process: endocytic recycling; retrograde transport, endosome to Golgi. The transcript has 28 exons.